GCUUGCAGAGGAAUAAUAAAGCACGCCAUACAUAUCUGCAUGCCCAAUUGCUGAGGCUCAUAAAAAAAACCCACCAAACUCAAACCUAAUUAGUCAUCACUACCAAUUGCAGAGCAACCAAUCCUUCUCCUUUAAAUUCAAACAAAUCUUUUGAAACUAACCCACUCCAUGGAUAUAGACACCCACAAACGUACCCACUACGCUUUGAACGGCAAGAUCAUGCUCUGCUCAGUCGUCAUUCUCUUCGUCGUAGUCUUCACCAUCGCUUGCUUCCACAGCUACGUCCGCUGCUUCUUCCACCGCAGUCGCCACCAACGACAUCGUCGCAACCACCGCUCUCUCACCUCCCUCCUCGAGACCACUCUCUCUUCUAUUACCAAUCCAAAGGCCUUGGACCCCUCUGUUCUCAAAACCCUACCUGCUUUUACUUACUCUGCCACCACCGGCACCAAAAACGCCGUCGUAACACCGCUGGAGUGCGCAGUGUGCUUAUCGGAGUUCGAAGAUCAAGAGCAAGGCCGUCUACUGCCCAUGUGCAACCAUGCCUUCCAUAUCGACUGUAUCGACACUUGGUUUCAGUCGCAGUCCAAUUGUCCACUCUGCAGGGCGCCGGUACAACCCGAUAUUCCGGUUCCUAAGCGAGAGAUUUCGCCAGAAAUCUCAAUAACAGUGAAUGAACCCUCCGGUUCGGAGCAAGAGAGGAGUAAGGGUAACAUGGGUUUUUCAAGAUGCGCGUCGUCGACGAGUUUAUCGCCGGAGGAAUGUGGGAGGAAGCCAUUCACGGAGUGGUGGGGGUAUCUGUUCUCGUGGAUGAGGUGCCUAAUCGUAUCUGUUUCGGUUCACCCAAAAACAAUUACAGCGGACAAAAAUCUUCGGGUUCGGGCACCCAGAUUCUGUCGUUAAAGAGGAUAUGGAGCAUAUAGGCACAGAACAAUCUGAUCCAUUUGGAUUUUUGUAGUGCAGUGGGGAAUAUAAUAUUUUGGCGCUUUUGUUUUUCUUUGGCAGCGUCUUGGUACACACCUUGUGGUUGUAUUUGUAUUUGUAUAAUAUGUUUGUAUAAAUAUAUACAUUAACUCA
Molecule: messenger RNA, 1077 nt
Organism: Malus domestica (apple)
Lineage: Eukaryota; Viridiplantae; Streptophyta; Magnoliopsida; Rosales; Rosaceae
Product: RING-H2 finger protein ATL64-like
Source: RefSeq, a predicted model, not a curated record